CGGCAUUAGGUGCUUGGGGUAUGAGUGGCUAGUCAGGCACACGUUGUUGCAAAGUUACAUUCGCCAUGCCAACCUCCGCUGCUACUACCAACACGGCCGUGGAAUACGUUGAGCCCGGCCACCCAGCCGCCCACUCGCACCGCGCCGUUCGUCGUGCCAUCAUGAUCACUAUCAUGUCGAUCGUGGGGUACCCCGUCCUCCUCGCGCUGGCCAUUUUCAAGUACGACUUCAUCGUGUCGGUGUUUUCGCCCGCAUCACAGUCGUCGAUAAAGAAGCACCCAAAGUACAAGGAUGCUUCGCUGUGGGCUCGUGUGUGGGCCGCACCCGUCGGCCAAUUGUACCUCCGUGGUAAUCUCGAGUUCCAGCUCCAGGAAGGGUACUGCAUGCCCACGACCCUGCGAAACGUGCUCAAGUCGAUUCCGACCGUUAACGCCAAGGACAUUCCCGAAGCCAAGCCUGGUCCAUCCACCCCGGAACGAUACGCCGCCAAGAUUGACGCCAUCGGACACACCACUUCCACGGUCGUAUUUGGAAGCGAUGGCUAUGACGCAUUCAUCGCAGCAUUGAAGCGGGCAAACGAUCCCAACUACCGUGUUGCACUCAACUUCUUACGGUCCCCCGUAUUUGGCAUCAACAGCCCAUCGUUUGUGCCGCACAACUUGCUCCUUGCGUUGGCGGGCGGGCACUUUUCCAACAUUGUUGGGUACGUCGAAGACGAAGAUCUCGUCGCUGUGUUCGACGUGAACCACACGUAUGGCCCCUUCUUUGUCGAGUCCCGGCGACUCUACGAUGCAGUCAAUGCGCACGACUUUCAGUCAGGAAAGACUCGGGCCCUCAUCGUGUCGCAGUUGCAUAAGAGCUAGGCCACGAGAGGCUCUACAACAGCCACCAAGCGUCUAGAAUUGUUACGACGGGAUAUGUCCGUCAGCCCAUUCUGUUCGACGUCGAUCUAGGGGAUUUCCAAAAUAAUCCAAUCGUGCAAGCAUGCAGCCGUCGCGCAACUCGUGUCCGUCAAUCAGGGUUUUCAUCGGUCAUCCUCGUCGGACCUAGAUGGGGCCAAGUCAUGUAGGUCCAUUGAAACAAUUGUAACCAUGGCUGUGUUCGGCCCCCAUGUCAUGCAUCA
This is a messenger RNA of Aphanomyces invadans, 1123 nucleotides long. RefSeq lists its product as hypothetical. Gene Ontology annotation, molecular function: metal ion binding; glutathione gamma-glutamylcysteinyltransferase activity. The coding region runs from base 66 to 863 and encodes 265 amino acids. Lineage: Eukaryota; Oomycota; Saprolegniomycetes; Saprolegniales; Verrucalvaceae. Gene Ontology annotation, biological process: phytochelatin biosynthetic process; response to metal ion. The record is from RefSeq and is a predicted model, not a curated record. The transcript has a single exon.